Molecule: messenger RNA, 516 nt
Organism: Triticum turgidum subsp. durum (durum wheat)
Lineage: Eukaryota; Viridiplantae; Streptophyta; Magnoliopsida; Poales; Poaceae
Source: the annotation of a GenBank genome assembly
AUGGCGCAGCGGGACAAGAAGGUGGAGGAGCCGACGGAGGUGCACCUGCACGCCGCGGAGAUCACGCUCUGCGCCAACAGCUGCGGCUUCCCGGGCAACCCGGCCACCAAGAACCUCUGCCAGAACUGCUUCCUGGCGUCCUCCUCCUCGCCGUCGCCCUCCGCCGCCUCGCCGCAGUCUCCUUCCUCUUCGCCCGCGGCGUUCCCGCUCUUCGACAAGCCGAGGCCGGCCGCCGCUGCGUCGCCCCUGCAGGCGGCGCCCGUCUACAUGGCCGUCGACCGGCCAGCCGCCGGGCCGGCGGACCCGAAGGCGUCCAAGUCGUCCGUCAACCGCUGCCACAACUGCCGGAAGCGCGUUGGCCUGACAGGAUUCCGCUGCCGGUGCGGCGAGAUGUUCUGCGGCGCGCACCGGUACUCGGACCGGCACGACUGCAGCUACGACUACAAGUCGGCGGCCAGGGACGCCAUCGCCAGGGAAAACCCCGUGGUGCGCGCCGCCAAGAUCGUUCGGUUCUGA